This is a messenger RNA of Pristis pectinata (smalltooth sawfish), 5395 nucleotides long. RefSeq names its product calcium/calmodulin-dependent serine protein kinase a (gene caska). Gene Ontology annotation, molecular function: protein kinase activity; ATP binding; signaling receptor binding. The record is from RefSeq and is a predicted model, not a curated record. Gene Ontology annotation, cellular component: basolateral plasma membrane; cell-cell junction; plasma membrane. Gene Ontology annotation, biological process: regulation of neurotransmitter secretion; protein phosphorylation. NCBI's taxonomy places the organism in Eukaryota, Metazoa, Chordata, Chondrichthyes, Rhinopristiformes, Pristidae.
GCGAGUGAGCGAGCGGUGAUUGGUGGGUUCCGGUUCGACGAAGCACCGCCGCCGACUGGAUCUUCAUCGCUGCCGCCGCCGCCGCCGACUGAGUGCGGAGUUCAAGUGAGCGGCAUACCGAAAGGGGGCGGGCCAACAUCGCAGCGCACGGCGGGGGCAAGUGGUGAAAUGGUCUAAAUAACGGCGGGUGUGCAAUAUAAAAAAGCCCUUGCCUCCAUGCAAAUAAUUCCUGGGGCUCGGCCUGGGCUUCGAGGGAGCAGCAGCAUCCCGAGACGAGGAGCCUUGGACUGUGGAUUAUCAGGGUUUUAAACCAGUGAGAAAGAGAAGGUGGGGUCGUGAGAAGGAUAGCGGAGCCCAUCAGCCUGCUCUAUUCGGCUGUUUCAGUAUAAAUUGGCUUCAUCGGCGGCGGCUGAAAUUUUUCAUUGUUUCCUAUGUGUUGAAUCCUUCAACUGAUCUACACGGGAACAGUUCUAUUAAUUUCCCCGAUUGAAGAGUUUUUAACUUUGAAUUUUCAUUCUUAAAUUUUCUGAUUUUUAAUUAUCGACCAUGGCCGACGACGACGUCCUGUUUGAAGAUGUGUAUGAGCUGUGUGAAGUGAUUGGCAAGGGACCAUUCAGCGUUGUGCGACGAUGUAUUAACAGAGAAACAGGACAGCAGUUUGCUGUGAAGAUUGUAGAUGUGGCCAAAUUCACCUCCAGUCCUGGCCUCAGUACAGAAGAUUUAAAGAGGGAGGCCAGUAUCUGCCACAUGCUGAAACAUCCACACAUUGUGGAAUUACUGGAAACCUACAGCUCAGAUGGAAUGCUCUACAUGGUCUUUGAAUUUAUGGAUGGUGCAGACCUCUGCUUCGAAAUUGUGAAAAGAGCAGAUGCAGGUUUCGUUUACAGUGAAGCUGUUGCCAGUCACUACAUGCGACAGAUACUAGAAGCACUACGCUAUUGUCAUGACAAUAAUAUCAUUCAUCGAGAUGUGAAGCCACACUGUGUGUUACUUGCUUCGAAGGAAAAUUCAGCACCUGUCAAGCUCGGUGGGUUUGGAGUGGCCAUUCAGUUAGGAGAAUCUGGGCUUGUUGCUGGAGGUCGUGUAGGAACACCACACUUCAUGGCACCAGAAGUUGUCAAAAGAGAACCGUAUGGAAAGCCAGUUGAUGUUUGGGGUUGCGGAGUGAUACUUUUUAUUCUUCUUAGUGGCUGUUUGCCAUUUUAUGGAACAAAGGAGAGAUUGUUUGAUGCUAUUAUCAAAGGAAAACACAAGAUGAACCCUAGGCAAUGGAUCCAUAUAUCAGAGAGUGCAAAGGAUUUGGUCCGUCGUAUGCUCAUGCUAGACCCUGCAGAAAGGAUAACUGUUUAUGAAGCUCUCAACCAUCCUUGGCUUAAGGAACGAGAUCGGUAUGCAUACAAAAUUCACCUCCCUGAAACUGUGGAACAGCUGAGAAAAUUUAAUGCAAGAAGGAAAUUGAAGGGAGCAGUACUGGCAGCUGUAUCAAGCCACAAAUUCAAUUCUUUCUAUGGGGACCCCCCUGAGGAGCUGCCUGACUUCUCAGAAGACCCUACCUCUUCAGGACUGCUAGCUGCAGAAAGAGCUGUUUCACAGGUUCUGGACAGUUUGGAGGAAAUCCAUGCAUUAACAGAUUGCAGUGAAAAGGACUUGGAUUUUUUACACAGUGUUUUCCAGGACCAGCAUCUCCAUACACUACUUGAUUUGUAUGACAAGAUCAACACAAAGUCAUCACCACAGAUAAGAAAUCCACCAAGUGAUGCUGUCCAAAGAGCCAAAGAGGUGUUGGAAGAGAUUUCAUGCUAUCCAGAAAAUAAUGAUGCAAAAGAACUGAAGUGUAUCCUAACACGGCCUCAUUUUAUGGCCUUGCUCCAGACUCAUGAUGUUGUGGCACAUGAGGUAUACAGUGACGAAGCACUAAGAGUUACACCACCACCAUCUUCUCCUUAUUUAAAUGGUGACUCACCUGAAAGUGCAAACGGAGAUAUGGACAUGGAAAACGUUACACGAGUUCGACUUGUCCAGUUUCAGAAAAACACUGAUGAACCUAUGGGGAUAACUUUAAAAAUGAAUGAAAUGAACCAUUGUAUUGUUGCAAGGAUUAUGCAUGGCGGAAUGAUCCACAGACAAGGGACACUCCAUGUUGGUGAUGAAAUCAGAGUAAAUGGCAUCAGUGUUGCUAACCAGACAGUAGAACAGCUUCAAAAGAUGCUUAGAAUGAGAGGUAGUAUUACCUUCAAGAUUGUGCCAAGUUAUCGCACUCAAUCAUCGUCAUGUGAGAGAGAUUCCCCCUCCACAUCCAGACAAUCCCCAGCUAACGGCUAUAGCAGCACUUAUAAUUCUGUUUCGGACUUGCCAUCAACUGCACAACCAAAAGGACGACAGAUUUAUGUUCGAGCACAAUUUGAAUAUGAUCCAUCAAAAGAUGACCUUAUACCUUGCAAAGAGGCUGGGAUCCGUUUCCGAGUUGGGGAAAUCAUACAAAUUAUCAGUAAAGAUGAUCACAAUUGGUGGCAGGGCAAGUUGGAAAACUCAAAAAAUGGUACAGCUGGACUCAUCCCCUCUCCUGAACUGCAGGAAUGGCGUGUUGCAUGUAUAGCCAUGGAAAAGACCAAACAAGAGCAGCAGGCUAGCUGUACCUGGUUUGGGAAGAAGAAAAAACAAUACAAGGAUAAAUAUCUGGCAAAGCACAAUGCAGUCUUCGAUCAACUAGAUCUUGUCACAUAUGAAGAAGUAGUAAAACUGCCAGCCUUCAGAAGGAAGACUCUAGUGUUACUAGGAGCCCAUGGAGUAGGACGACGGCACAUUAAAAACACUCUUAUUACAAAGCAUCCAGACAGAUUUGCAUAUCCUAUUCCACACACUACCAGACCUGCCAGAAAAGACGAAGAAAAUGGCAAAAAUUACCAUUUUGUUUCACAUGAUCAAAUGAUGCAGGACAUUUCCAAUAAUGAAUAUCUGGAAUAUGGCAGUCAUGAGGAUGCAAUGUAUGGAACAAAGCUGGAAACGAUACGGAAAAUCCAUGAACAAGGACUCAUUGCAAUUCUAGAUGUUGAGCCACAGGCACUGAAGGUUUUGAGAACUGCGGAGUUUGCCCCAUUUGUUGUUUUCAUCGCUGCCCCGACUAUUACUCCAGGCAUGACUGAGGAUGAAUCUCUUCAGCGUCUACAGAAGGAGUCAGAAAUUCUACAGAGAACAUAUGCACACUACUUUGAUCUAACCAUAAUCAACAAUGAAAUAGAUGAGACCAUCAGGCAUCUGGAAGAAGCCAUUGAACUUGUGUGUACUACACCACAGUGGGUUCCUGUAUCCUGGGUAUAUUAAGGACUGGAGAGAGAAACCAUGAACUUUAUCAUUCCCUAGCAACACCUGACGUUAGACUUUGUAAAUGAUCAUGCAUCAAAUCUUGCCCCUUAUAGACUGCCUAGGAUUAGUGUGCCCUAAAUUUUUUUGACUAUUGUUAUGUCCUUCUAGAUGGAUGGAGAGAGAAAAUAUCAAACUCUGAAAGUGACAGUGUCCCUUUUUAAGAUUCUCUGAGGGUUGUACUUCCAUUAUUAAAUCAGAUCUACAAAUGCCUCCUGAUCUACAGAUAUCCAGAAGUCCCACAUGGAUCUCCGAAGCUUAUUUGAACACUUGUUUUUACUAAGUUUUUAUUAAGUAAGCUUUAAAAAAAACACUUUCACCCAAUUUGUUUUUUCUCAAAUACUGAGGAUCUAUUUUUGGUAUAAAUAGUUCAGUCAGACUAUGUUGCUAUCUAUUUGAAAUUUAAUUUCACCUGGAUGGUUUUGUAUAUAAAUUCAGAUUUUACAUUUUUUUGGUGUCCCCAAGUAGUCAAAGAAUAAUUGGUAUAAGCUUUAAUCAAUAUUUUAUGUCUGCAAAUUCACAGAUAUCUGCAGUCAAAUAUUUGGAGCUGAGUAUAGUAAGGGCAUUAAGUAGAUAUGAUUUUUUUUACACAAAGGGGAUACUGUCAGUUACAGUUUAAAAAUGUACAAACAUUUUAGGAAUUUGAAUCAGGUUUUACUGCAUGUGGACAGUUACAAGAAUUCAUGCUGUUGGUGUAUCUGUGUUGGAAACUGUAUUCUACAGCAACGUACAUUCCAUUUGUUGGAAAAAAAAUACCCAAGGGAAUUAUUAUUCAAAAAAAAUUGUAAACCUAUGCACAUCCCUUGCAUUGUGGGCAAGUUUAUAAAUGACUGAUUUUUAAUCAUGUAGUGAAAUGUGUUUGUACUUUGUUGCAAUUUAAUUUGUUCUAAGGGGAAGAAUUAGCAGUUUCGCCAUUUCAGAUAUGUGUCGUCUUUGAAUAUAAAUAUUUUAAUUAUGUUCCGUCUGGAAAAAUGGUUUAAUUUUUAUCAUUGAAUUAUAUGUAUUAAAAUGCACAAAUUUUACUAAAGAAAUACUGUGCACAAAAAAAAAUUUGUGGUCAGAUACAAGCAGUUCAGCUCACGUCACUAUUUCAUUCAAACUGCCCUGCAGUGUUACUGAAGACGACAAAUACAAAAACUGCAAUUGGACUCAUGUUUUUAAAAAAAAAUAUAUACUUCCCAUUAUGUAGUCAGCUUUAUCCUGUUGUUUUUGAGCUUAUAUUGAGCUCAAUGUCACCCAGCCAUGUUAAAUUGAAUAGGCUGCAAUUAUUGACCUUCAGUACAGCUGCCGAAGAUGUUAUUGUGUUUCAAUUACAGGGCUGUAAGUUCUAUACUUUUGUAACUGGUCAAUGGUAAGACCAGUAUGGUGCUGGCCAUCGGGAACUGAACAGUACCUCUGGUCAUGUAAUAUAAAAAUGAAAAUACUGUGGAAAAUUGUAAAAGAAAACGAAGCACAAUUUCACAACUGGAAUUUAUUGAGCAUUUUCAUAUUUUCUGGAAAGUUCCAUUCUGGUAAAGAGAAAAUAGUAUUUUAUAAAACUGUUCCCAUCAGGAUUUUAGAGCACAGAGGAAUGCAUUGUUUGCCUUAAGACAUUUUGUAACUUAAUUCCUGCUUUCUUUGAUGUAAUGCCAUUCCUAACAGUAUUGAAAGGAGAUUUACAUAUCUGUUAUACAUUUCAGAAAAUGCGUAUUGUUCAACGUUGCAUAAAUGCCAUGGAUGCUUUCGUGAAACACAAUUGGCAAUGGAAAUCUGUAUUAAAGGAUAAGUGGUACGGUUGAGACCCUUGAAUAAUUGAAAAUGUAGAUCAACUGAAAUGAGAGUAUUUUAUUUUUAAGUCAUUUUACUUAAGUCUGAAUAAUUUUAUACUGCAGUACUUCUGCAACAACAAAACUGCAACAAAAUAGAUUACAGUAAUAAUGAAAUGCUGUUAAUUGAAAACUAAGUUUUCACCUUUGUUCAGAUGACAAUUAAUUUUAGAGAAAACAGUUACUGAUUUUACUAUCAGAGAACAGAAUCUAGAACGUAGAGACAUUAU